This is a messenger RNA of Rubroshorea leprosula, 555 nucleotides long. Lineage: Eukaryota; Viridiplantae; Streptophyta; Magnoliopsida; Malvales; Dipterocarpaceae. The record is from the annotation of a GenBank genome assembly.
AUGAUUAAUUCUUAAUAUUAAAUCAUGACAUUUGGUAUUUAUCUUAUUAUUAUAAAAUUUCAAAUAUGACUAUUGCAAUGAACCAUCCCUCUGGGAGUGCUAGUGCUGGCGGACUCAUCCGUGACCAUGGAGGCCGAUGGCGGCACGGUUUCGCCACUAACAUUGGACAAUAAUCCAGCUACAUGGCAGAGCUUUGGGGCUGCCGCACUGGUCUUCAGUUGGCUUCUGAGCUGGGAAUUACCCACUUGGUUCUUGAAAUGGACUCUCUUUUAGCGGUACAGAUGAUUCAAGCGAGGAAAGCUGGGGAAGGUAUGCCUUCUGGAUUGUUACUGGAUAUUUUCCAUUUCCAGCACACUUUGCGCGAAGGGAACUCAGCAGCUGAUUUUAUGGCCUCACUUGGCCAUAAUCUUACUCAAGGCACUACAUUCUUCCCGAAUCCUCCCGAAGGCAUUGGGAGCAUUCUUCAUAGAGACAACAUGGGAACUUUGUUCCUUAGGACUUAGCUUUGUUUAGCUUCUUAUGUACCAAAAAAAAAAAAAAAGAAUUUAAAUCAUG